Molecule: messenger RNA, 332 nt
Organism: Ilex paraguariensis (yerba mate)
Lineage: Eukaryota; Viridiplantae; Streptophyta; Magnoliopsida; Aquifoliales; Aquifoliaceae
Source: the annotation of a GenBank genome assembly
CAACAGAAUAUAAGCACGGUGUUCUUUCCGAUGUGAACUCAAUCAAAUCCAAGCAGAAAGAAAGACUGAUGGCUUCUCCAAGGUACUCGGUUCCGUUCUUUUUACUUUCUAUUAUUGUUUCUUUGGCAAGAUCAGAGGACGCCCAAGCUCUUUUAGAGUUGAAAUAUUCAUUAGAUCCAUCAAACUCGCUUCAAUGGCAAGGAAUAGAUGUGUGUAAAUGGCGAGGAAUCAAAGAAUGCCAGCAAGGAAGGGUCACAGAGAAAAAAUGCCAGUCCGAUGACAUCUCCAGCGUCACCGCCACUGCGCCAUGGCUUGGUUUUUCAUUAGAAUAA